CCGGACUCGGAUCGCAGCGCGCGCAGCCAUGGCUUCGGGGCCGGCGGAGGCGGAGACCCGGCAGAGGUUGCUGCGCACCGUCAAGAAGGAGGUGAAGCAGAUCAUGGAGGAGGCCGUCACGCGCAAGUUUGUCCAUGAAGACAGCAGCCACAUCAUCUCUUUCUGUGCGGCUGUGGAGGCCUGCGUCCUGCAUGGACUGCGGAGGCGGGCGGCUGGCUUCCUGCGCAGCAACAAGAUCGCAGCUCUCUUCAUGAAAGUGGGCAAGAGCUUCCCGCCGGCAGAGGAGCUGAGCCGCAAGGUGCAGGACCUGGAGCAGCUGAUCGAGAGCGCGCGAAACCAGAUCCAGGGCCUCCAGGAGAAUGUGCGAAAGCUGCCAAAACUGCCCAACCUGUCCCCACUCGCCAUCAAACACCUGUGGAUCCGCACAGCCUUGUUUGAGAAGGUCCUGGACAGAAUCGUUCAUUACCUUGUGGAAAACAGCAGUAAGUAUUAUGAGAAGGAGGCUCUCCUGAUGGACCCCGUGGACGGCCCCAUCCUUGCAUCUUUGUUGGUGGGGCCCUGUGCCCUGGAGUACACCAAGAUGAAGACUUCUGAUCACUUCUGGACGGACCCCUCGGCCGAUGAGCUCGUCCAGAGGCACCGCAUCCACAGCUCUCACCUGCGACAGGACUCGCCCACCAAGCGUCCGGCCCUCUGCAUCCAGAAAAGACAUUCGAGUGGCAGCAUGGACGACCGGCCGUCCCUCUCCGCCCGUGACUAUGUAGAGUCCCUACACCAGAACUCCCGGGCCACCCUGCUGUAUGGCAAGAACAACGUUCUGGUUCAGCCGAGGGAUGACAUGGAGGCUGUGCCAGGGUACCUAUCCCUGCACCAGACAGCUGACGUCAUGACCUUGAAGUGGACACCCAACCAGCUGAUGAAUGGGUCCGUGGGGGACCUGGACUACGAGAAGAGCGUCUACUGGGACUACGCCAUGACCAUCCGCCUGGAGGAGAUUGUCUACCUGCAUUGCCACCAGCAAGUGGACAGCGGCGGGACGGUGGUGUUGGUCAGCCAGGACGGGAUCCAGAGGCCGCCCUUCCGCUUCCCCAAGGGGGGGCACCUCCUGCAGUUCCUCUCGUGCCUGGAGAAUGGGCUGCUCCCUCACGGGCAGCUGGACCCGCCGCUCUGGUCGCAGCGGGGGAAGGGCAAAGUAUUUCCCAAACUGCGCAAGCGAAGCCCUCAGGGUUCGUCCGAGUCCACGUCUUCAGACAAGGAAGACGAGGAGGCCACAGAUUACGUGUUCAGGAUCAUCUACCCUGGCAUGCAGUCUGAAUUUGUUGCUUCCAACGCCUUGGGCAGCACUUCCCCUGUCUUCGUGGGCCCUGCCUGGACGGUGGUUCCUGCGGGCCGGUCCGUGUUAGUGGUGGCCAGGGGCAGUUGGUGGGCGCAAACCAGAUGGGACACCACCAUCCCCACGUCGAGCCUGAAGCCACAGCCCCCUAUCCCCCAGGACCUGAUGGAUGACUCCGUGAGCAACCUGCCAUCCCUAUGGCAACCCAGCCCCCGGAAGUCCUCCUGCUCAUCCUGCUCACAGAGUGGUUCAGCUGAUGGUGUCUCAACCAAUGGCUGCAACCAUGAGAGGGCUCCCUUGAAGCUUCUCUGUGACAAUAUGAAGUACCAGAUUCUUUCCAGAGCCUUCUAUGGAUGGCUUGCCUACUGCAGACACCUGUCCACCGUGAGGACCCAUCUGUCAGCCCUGGUCAAUCACAUGAUCGUGUCCCCAGACUUGCCGUGCGAUGCUGGACAUGGGCUGACGGCCAGGAUCUGGGAGCAGUACCUUCAGGACAGCACAAGUUACGAGGAGCAGGAGCUCCUGCGACUCAUCUACUACGGGGGCAUCCAGCCAGAGAUCCGCAAAGCCGUGUGGCCUUUCCUCCUGGGCCACUACCAGUUUGGGAUGACAGAAACACAGAGGAAGGAGGUGGACGAGCAGAUGCACGCCUGCUAUGCACAGACCAUGUCUGAGUGGCUGGGCUGCGAGGCGAUUGUGCGGCAGAGGGAGCGGGAGUCCCAUGCGGCCGCCCUGGCCAAAUGCUCGUCCGGAGCCAGCCUGGACAGUCACCUGCACCGGAUGCUGCAUCGGGACUCCACCAUCAGCACCGAGUCCUCCCAGAGCUGCAGUUCCGGCCGCCAGAAUAUCCGCCUGCAGAGUGACUCCAGCAGCAGCACACAGGUCUUUGAGUCUGUGGACGAGGUGGAGCAGGUGGAGGCAGAAAGCAGGUUGGAGGAGAAACAGCCCAAGGUCCCCAACGGGAGCUUGGUAAAUGGCACCUGUUCCCCAGACUCCGGCCAUCCUUCCUCUCACAACUUCUCCUCGGGCCUCUCAGAGCACUCAGAACCCAGCCUGAGCACGGAAGACGGUGUCAUGGACACCCAGCGCACUGCCCACCCUGUGAUUCGACCCAGGGACGGCAGUGCAGAUGAGGGGCAGAGCAGCGAGGCCACCACUUCCCGGGACGAGGUCCCCCGUGAGGAGCUGGCCGUGCAAGACAGCCUGGAGAGCGACUUCCUGGCCAAUGAGAGUAUGGACGAGUUCAUGUCCGUCAGUGGCAGCAUGGACGUGGCUCUGCCCGAAAAGGAGGGCCCCACACUGGAGGGCUGGAGGGGCAUCGAGGUGGAGAAGCAGAGCCAGGUGGACAGUGAGGACCUCUCAGAGGAGCCCGAGAUGGAAAGUCUCUUCCCUGCACUCACUUCUCUGGCUGUGACCACGUCUGCCAACAACGAGGUGUCCCCCGUGUCUUCCAGUGGUGUCACUUACUCCCCCGAGCUGCUGGAUCUGUACACCGUGAACCUGCACCGCAUCGAGAAGGACGUGCAGAGGUGUGACCGCAACUACUGGUACUUCACACCUGCCAACCUGGAGAAGCUACGGAACAUCAUGUGCAGCUACAUCUGGCAGCACAUCGAGAUCGGCUAUGUCCAGGGUAUGUGUGACCUCCUGGCCCCACUGCUGGUCAUUCUGGAUGACGAGGCCCUUGCCUUCAGCUGCUUCACGGAGCUCAUGAAGAGGAUGAACCAGAACUUCCCGCACGGAGGUGCCAUGGACACGCACUUUGCCAACAUGAGGUCACUAAUCCAGAUCCUGGACUCAGAGCUCUUUGAGUUGAUGCAUCAGAAUGGGGACUACACUCACUUCUACUUCUGCUACCGCUGGUUCCUGCUGGAUUUCAAGCGAGAACUCGUCUACGAUGAUGUCUUCUCUGUCUGGGAGACCAUCUGGGCAGCCAAACACGUCUCCUCGGCCCACUAUGUCCUGUUCAUUGCGCUGGCGCUGGUGGAGGUCUACCGUGACAUCAUCUUGGAGAACAACAUGGAUUUCACAGACAUCAUCAAAUUUUUUAAUGAAAUGGCCGAGCGACACAACACCAAACAGGUCCUGAAGCUGGCCCGGGACCUCGUGUACAAGGUGCAGACCCUGAUUGAGAACAAGUGAAGGCCACGUCACCCAGGCAGCACCAGCCGAGCCGCCGCCCGCCUGUCCUGCCCGCUUCGCCUCCCAAUCACCGGCGGAGCGAGGUCUCUGGCAUCUGUUCCCGAGCAUGGACUUCUGUGCAAAGAGAAAGUACCCCAGCUUUGGCCACCAGGCAGGUGGGGUCGAGGGGUUGCCCCUUCAGUUCAGCCUUAUGUUUUCCCGUUUGACCAAAGAUCGCCCAAGUCUGGGAUUUCUCCCUUGCGGGAGUUGGGGGUUGGUGUGAGUGAAGGGAACGUCUUUCAUGGUCCCCAGAAUGGUCUCCUCCUUCUUCUCUCCCAACCCUCCCAACUGGGGAAGGAGCUUUUUGGAAAGUGGUGUGGGAGAGGUCUGUGGGGCUACUUCUGUACUCUGAAGGGGGCCUUUGGAGAUAUCUCAGAACGUGGCUGGAAGGUUGGCUUGGAGCAGAGCACUGCUGACAUUUAAUUCUUUUUUUGAGGGAUGCUGCCCUGGGCACUGUUGGAUGUUGAGCCGCACCUGCUAGAUGCCAGUAGCGCCCUCCUCCCCACCCCCCUGUACAUCCGGAGCUUCUCCAGACAUUGCCAAAAUAGCCCCACUUGAGAACCACUGGCUUGAAGGAGGGGCUGCAAGUAGAUCUCCCUCCCCACGUUCUUUGUUCCUGAGCCACCUGUGUCCUGAGACUUUCUCCCACUUAGAAAAGGCACACGGGGCCCUUUGCACAUCUCUCUUGGGGUCCGGGAUUCCAAUUGUCUAAUUUUUUCCUCAUUUUUUCUCCUCCACCUGGCCCUGGGAGAGACUUUUUUUCUUCUUUUCAAGAAGUAUCUAUCUACGAGAAGUGUCUACAGGCAUGAGAUAGGCCUCUUUCAGGUCCUGUUCAGUGUCCCCCAAGGAGGGCAGAGUCCACAUCCCCUUCUUCUCUUCCUAGGGAAGACCUCGCCUCUCCUUCCACACAUUGGGUCUGGUGUUCCAGAAGCUUGGAAGGUGUGUGUUGGUGCAAGCCACUUGUUCAGGGAGGCUGGCUUUUCCCUAAGUAUACUUGCUCACUCAGGACAAAGGAGGGAAAGGAGGACAGAGGUUGGCCCGAGUAGGGUGUGGCAGGUGUUUUCCUUGGGGAAAAAAAACAACAGCCAAUGAACUGUCAUCAGGGUCACAGCCCAGCCUGGAAACGGUCCCCUCCGUGUGUUCACACAAAGGGUCACCAUCCCCAAACAGACCCCAAGCAAGCUAGUUUACCGUGCCUACCUGUCCUCCCAGGAGAGCGGUCCUGCCAGCCCUUCUCUUCGAGAAUGUACCCGAAUCAGGAGAAACAGUGGGAGUCAGGGACGGAUGCUCCUCCCAAGAAUGACAGGUAGGAUCUGGGAGAGGGGAAGAGACUCGUGAAAUACAUUGAAGCAUUCGCACAGAGGGUGCCUUAGUCCUCCCGUUCUGAGCAAACCAGGAGGGGGUGCAGUCCCUGCCUGGCUGCUUGUGAAGGCACUUCCCUUGGACCCAGCACUUUUGGCUGCAUCUGAACUUCCGCCCGAGUGGGGUCUCCUGGGCAGGAUGGAUGAGACUAGAUGGCCCUUGCUUCUGAAGGAUGCUCUGUGGGAGUUGCAUCUCCUCGCCCUGGUCCCCCACCUUCCCAAGAUGGGAGAAAAUGUAUGAAAGUCCCCUCCAGAUAAAAGUUUAUUUUGCCAUUCAGCUGUUCACUACAGAGGAUAUUAUUUUAGCAAGACCCAGGUCCUAGGCCUUCCGAUUCUUACUUAUUUUUUGACAGACCAGUCUGAAAGUACAGCACAAGAUCUCUUCUCUGCCUUCUCUCGUGGUGUUCCAGAGAGCAUCGUGGUUGUGAUUUGGAAUAACUCCUAUUUAUUCAGCUUACUGUGUUUAUUUGGGUCUCUGUACGUUGUGUGUGUCCUCGCGUCCUUGAAUCGAAUGUGUGGGAGUUGUUUUAUCUAUGGAGUGCCCUCCUUUUCUCAGUGUUGCCAACAUAUCUUGUUACUGUUUAUUAAGAGUUGUGUCUAUAUAGAGAGAAAAUAUAUAUAAACAGAAAUGU
This is a messenger RNA of Hippopotamus amphibius kiboko, 5507 nucleotides long. It is a transcript of the gene SGSM1, whose product is annotated as small G protein signaling modulator 1. The record is from RefSeq and is a predicted model, not a curated record. The coding region runs from base 29 to 3475 and encodes 1148 amino acids. NCBI's taxonomy places the organism in Eukaryota, Metazoa, Chordata, Mammalia, Artiodactyla, Hippopotamidae. Gene Ontology annotation, biological process: activation of GTPase activity. Gene Ontology annotation, molecular function: GTPase activator activity. The transcript has 26 exons.